Messenger RNA from Saimiri boliviensis boliviensis (Bolivian squirrel monkey), 4259 nucleotides. RefSeq names its product UBX domain protein 10 (gene UBXN10). Gene Ontology annotation, molecular function: protein binding. Lineage: Eukaryota; Metazoa; Chordata; Mammalia; Primates; Cebidae. The record is from RefSeq and is a predicted model, not a curated record.
GUUGCCCGGGAGACCGGGGCUGUUUACCAGUGGGACAGAGCCGGGCACAGGCGGCGGAUGGAGCGGAACGGCGAGGGGUCUUGAGAAGCAAUGGCCACAGAAGCCCCUGUGAACGUAGCGCCACCUGAGUGCAGCUCUGUUGUCAGCACGGCAGCUGACAACCUCCUUUGGCAGCCAGACUCACUCAAGAGGCACAUGAUAAGGCCCAAGUCUGCCAAGGGACGGACAAGACCGAGUCUGCAGAAACCCCAGGGCACGGAGGUGUGCUCUCAUCACGUGCCACCUUCUCCGCCUCCAGCCAUUCCCUACGAGUCUCCAAGCAGCCAAAAACCAGGCGCCUGUCCACCCAAAUCGCCAAGCCAGGGAGUCUCUGAUGAGAUCCCUGAGCUGCUGCAGCAAGUGCCCAUUGGGGGUUCCUCUUCUCUCAAUAAGUAUCCAGUCCUUCCUUCCAUCAACAGAAAGAUCCUGGAGGAGGAGGCUGUGGAAACAGUCGCGGAAAAGGCCAGCUCGCUGCAACUGAGCAGCACCCGGGCUCUCGACCAAGAGGAGACCCGCGCAAGAGAAGAAGAUUCCAGAGCUCGUGCUUGUACCAUAGAGAGGAAAUUCAAGAGACAGGGCUCGCGCAGGGCCGGAAACCUGGAGGAACCAUCGGACCAAGAACCCAGGUUGCUGCUUGCCGUCAGAUCACCAACGGGCCAAAGGUUUGUACGCCAUUUCCGGCCAACUGAUGAUUUGCAAACCAUUGUUGCUGUGGCCGAACAGAAGAACAAAACCUCCUACCAACACUGCAGCAUUGAAACAAUGGAGGUGCCCAGGAGACAUUUUUCUGACCUCACCAAAUCUCUGCAAGAGUGCAGGAUCCCCCACAAGUCUGUGCUGGGCAUCUCGCUGGAAGACAGGAAAGGGUGGCCCUGAGUCCACAGCCACCCAGCUGGGGUCCUGGGUCUCUGAGCAAGGAGCGCGCUUGGGCUUUGUAGCCUCCCAAGCAGCCUGUUUCAAGUGCCAUAUGGACCUCGUGCAGCUGGGAAGCUUGGGACUCUCGUCUCCACUGCGUGUCCUCUGAAGCAGUGAAAUCUGAGCCUGCGCCGAGCGCGCUAAGAAGGCUCCCUUCCAGCUGUUCCAUUCUCUCCGCCAGCAGAAUAAACUGGCAAGUUACCAAGGCUGUUCCUGAAACAGCAGUAAUCACCACUUCUCCUUUCCAGAGUUUUGGGUCCUUCUAAACUAACGGUCCCUUUGGAACACCUGCUUGCCUCUACCAUGAACUCUGAUUCUCUUGCAAUGCUUUCCUUACUGUAUUUGAUGCAGGAUUAAACACUCCCCAGAGGGAUUCUAGUCUGGUAAAUAACCAGGGUGUAGGAACUAUCUAACUGGCAUUUGUGUUUCUUGCGAGUAUUUUAAAGAAACAGGCCGUUGACCCCGUCUUUGGAAGUAGCCCCUUUGCAUGCCACGGUCAGUUUCUUGGGGAUUACCAUUUGUGUAAGGUGGCAUCAAAGAGAAGAAUGGGUCUUCUUCCCCAGAACAUCGGCAUUUCUAAAACAGUCCUAGAGCUGGAAAGUAAGCUGCUUCCAUGAGCAUGGAUUACCCAGCAGCUACUUUUUUUUACCAGAGACUGACUAGGUUUACAACUUCUAGUGCUACUCCCUGUGGGCAGACUUCUUCCAAAACAGAAAAGCCAGUGCAAUCUGAUUUCUUUUGCUUUUGUCAGUAAUGGAAUCUUUUGUUUUUAAAACGUACAAACCUGUAAGUCUAAACAGGUUUGUACUGCCAGCCUCCUUGGCUUAUCUGGGGGUGGAGCAAUUGUUUUAUUCCCCAGUUCCAGUGUGUCACCCACUUCCAACAUGGAACGUCCUUUGGAGCUGUGACAGGUCCCCGUUCUGAUUUAGAACCUCUGGAGGAGGAGGGGGUACCUUGGUCUGGUGUGACUUUGCUGUGCCUGUGCUGAGAGACCACAUGCCCAAGCAUCUGGUUAACCAGCAGGAAGUACAUCAGCCUGUCUCAGCCUGAGCCGCUUUGAAGACCGUGGGGUCUCAUUUCCAACUUUGAAGUGGUGAUGUGGACAAUUUGCCAACGUUCUCCUCUAUUACAAGUUCAGCCAGACGCCACAACUCAUCUGACCCCUUUUAUGGCCAAAUCAUCAUUCAGAGUAGGGAAUACUCAGACAUUCUGGGCAUGCUGUUCCCCCAGAGCGUGGUCAUCACAAAGCCCUGAGUUCCGGUAUGCGCCCCUGCCCCCUGGGUACACGAAGAGAAGGCAGGAAUCAGGAGUUCCAGAAGCAUAUACACGUGGCUACCCCAGCAACAAGUGCCUGCUGUGCUCAGAUAAGGUGCAUGGUGGGGAGUGUUUUUUCUCGCACACGGAGGCUUGGCCGUGGAGAUGGGCACCACUGCCGUUUGCUCGGAAGAAGGCUGGCCUCGUCCUAACUGCAUCCCACACCGCCCAGAUCACCUAGAAUAGGUUAUUUCUGAACAUUUUACAGAAUUUCUUAAUACCAUCCUGGUUUGGUCAGCCAUUCCUUUGAUUGGAAAGGUUAGCUGGCGCCUGUGGUACCUCGGGCACGUCCACACAACUGGCCACCUCUUCCCGUUAGUGACUACAGCAGACGGAACUUGAGCCCAGCACCUAAACAGUACAGGAAUUUCCCUUCCCACCAGGACUCAAGCACAUAACUCUGCCUCUGAUCUAGGAGGCUGGGGGAAGAGCCUCUCAUAAAAUCACACCUACUCUGUGGUAAGAAUAAAAUCCCACCCACCUGGGACUUGGUAAUUUUUCCAGACAGGAAAGCUUUAGAAAAACUUGAGUGAAAUGGAGCAAGCUUGAAGAAGUUAGAAUCUUCUGCACUUAGGGUUUGCUGCUGCUGCUGCUGCUGCUGCUGCUGCUGCUGCUGCUGCUGCUGCUGCUGCUGCUGCUGCUGCUGCUGGUGAGCUUAGAAUUUGGGGGUUGGGGAAAAGUGGAAGGCACGAAGCAUAGAAAUAUUUUAGGAUAUUUUAGGAUAUGUUAAUAAAGCUAGACUCAAACCAUCAUAAUAAUUUUUUUUUGACAAAAACGGUGAUGCUAACAAUAAAAACCAACUUGUGUGAAACUGAGUCAGUGGAGAAAUGCAUCUUGUAUUUUAGCCUAAGACUUCAGCUACCACGCACUACUGGACAGGGGUGUGUUAGCCUGAUCUUCAGUUUUCUCAUUGGGAAACCUCUGCUGUUAGAACCAAGUCCUCCUCCCUGGACACUUCAGAUGCCCCCUGCAGAAGCUGUGGGGCUCCUGCUCUAACCUUCCGUCAUAGCACUUAGCUUGUCUGGAUACGAGUCACCUGAAUUUUUCCUAAACAUCAUUCCAAGUACUCUGAUUUUGAGCAUUGGCAAGAACCAACUAAAUCGGAAUUCAGAGUUCCUGGUGGCUCUGCAUGUGCAGCUGAGGACCCCUGUCCUAAAUGGACUCAACUGGCCCAGCGCACCCUUCUUGGUGGCUUUGGGUGGGUCAGCCUUGCCCAAUUUGGAGUCACAGACCUUAGUUAUUCAUUUAACCAAUGGUCAUUGAGGGCUUACCCGGUGCCAUACUUCAAGACAAGCAUGGGUGUCCUGGCAAGAAAGUAUCGGCAAGAAAAUGUGAACCCACCAUUGGACUCUCCGCUCAAACCCCACUGAAGUCAGUGGCUGUAGCUUUAUCUGCGAGGGAUCCUAGAGUGAGGCUCCCACAUUAUUACUACUGGCUCUUCUCCCCACCUUCUGGCAAUGCUAAGGAAACCCUUCCCGGCCUUUCCUAGUGAUGGAGUAGGGACUUUGCAUAGGACAAAGCUUCAUGGUAGGUUAUUCCAAUAUAUUCCCUGAUAAAGUCCAAUAGGUAAAUUAGUCUUGGCAGCAGAAGGAACAGCAGGAGAAGUAAGUGACUCAUCAUCUAGAAUCCAGAAAAUUUGCACCAACAGAUGGCAGGUGGUUAUAACACACAGUUCUUGCCCUGAGAGUAUCUGGGGACCCAGCCAACAGCCGUCAAGCCAGGGCAGUCCUGCAGGAGAGAUGGCUUGUGAGCAUGACUGUGGACCCACAGUCACCCCAGAGCACCCACAUAAAAUGCUUCACAGACAGAGACACUAAGCGCAGCCUUGAGACAUUCAUUUCAAUUAAUAUCCUGAAAGACGAGAGCCAGAUCCAGCCGCAUCACAAAAGCAGGCACUCGAGGAAUGAAGCUUUGCUUUUGUUCAUGCUCUUACCUGCCAUUUUAAAUGGGUGUCUAAUGUCAAAUAAAGCCACCCUGCCUCUUGGGACAAA